Messenger RNA from Myodes glareolus (Bank vole), 3216 nucleotides. NCBI's taxonomy places the organism in Eukaryota, Metazoa, Chordata, Mammalia, Rodentia, Cricetidae. The record is from RefSeq and is a predicted model, not a curated record.
UACGUUUUAAGGUUGUCAGUGUGAAAGUUGAAUUCGCUGUGCCUUGAGGGGCUUUCUGGCCGCUUUUAACCCCUUUUCUGUACCCUUUUUGUAGAUUUCCGUCCUCGCUAUGUGUUGGACUUGGCCAGAUGGUGGCCACGGUAGCCGUUCUCUGGGUGGGAAAGGCACUCAGGGUAGUGAAGUUUCCCGACUUUGACAGAAAUGUACCUCGAAAGACGUUUCCACUACCUCUACUAUAUUUUGGGAACCAAAUCACCGGACUGUUCAGCACAAAGAAACUGAACUUGCCCAUGUUUACAGUUCUGAGACGGUUCUCCAUUCUGUUUACAAUGUUUGCUGAGGGAGCUCUGCUCAAGAAGACUUUCUCUUGGGGUGUUAAGAUGACUGUAUUUGCAAUGAUUAUCGGAGCCUUUGUAGCUGCCAGCUCUGACUUGGCGUUUGAUCUGGAAGGAUAUGUUUUCAUUUUGAUCAAUGAUGUCCUGACAGCAGCAAAUGGUGCAUAUGUGAAACAGAAGUUAGAUUCGAAAGAGCUGGGGAAGUACGGUCUGCUCUAUUACAAUGCGCUGUUCAUGAUCCUUCCCACCCUGGCCAUUGCCUAUUUCACAGGAGAUGUACAAAAGGCGAUGGAGUUUGAGGGCUGGACAGACACCUUGUUCCUUCUGCAGUUCACCCUCUCCUGUGUCAUGGGGUUUAUCUUGAUGUAUUCUAUAGUGCUCUGCACGCAGUAUAAUUCUGCUCUUACCACAACAAUAGUUGGCUGCAUUAAGAAUAUAUUAAUAACUUAUAUUGGAAUGGUCUUUGGUGGAGAUUAUAUUUUCACGUGGACAAAUUUUAUUGGCCUAAAUAUCAGUAUUGCUGGAAGCCUGGUGUACUCUUACAUCACUUUCACGGAGGAGCAGAUGAGCAAACAGUCAGAGACCAGUAACAAGAUGGACACCAAGGGGAAAGGAGCCGUAUGACCUGACGGCCCCCGCUCGUGUACUCUGAAGACACUGAGGCGUCCUGACUGGGGAGUAAUAUUCCUUUGCAAUUGUAUGACCCUAGGAUUGAUUGUUGACUUUGAAAAUUUAUUGACUGUAUGUGAACUAUGUUUAAAUUAAUUUAUAGCAGACUGGAAAAUGUGCUGGGUGGGUUUAAUUUAUUUUUCUUCUCUCUGACAGUGAAGCAUCAAGUGUUUUGAUAUCUACCCUGUAGCUUGCCAUCCAGGUGACCCUGGCAGGAUAUAAAAUGUGUUCCAGCGAGAGCUGCCUUCCAGUGGGCUGUCUCUGGGGGCAGUUUAGCUGGAAAUGCAACAGAGGAUCUGAACUUCUUUCUUUCUUUUUUAAUUGCAUUAUGCUCAUAGUGUCACUACGUUUGCCAAAGGUGACAACUUUGGCACUAGAAAUCCCACGAGGCUUUUCUGAACUGUUUUGCUUCCCUGGAUUGUGUGGGGUGAGCAGAGUGUGCCUUGGAAUGUCUGGUUCCUCUUUGUUCAGUAGAGACAAGCAAGGGGUGGAGGAAGCCAGUUGUUACUCAGUUCUUUACUCAACAGUGAUGCAUUGCGCAUACCUGUUGGGCACUGUACUGAGUGUAGGGAUGCAGAGAUGAUCUGGUGGCAGCGAGAAAAGCUCGCUCCUGCCAUAAACUGAAUGUAAGAUGGAGAACUUGGCUCUCUGUCCAGCUUGAAAACUCCGGGACUGUGCGCUGGUCACUUCAGCCCCCCGGAACUGCAGGCCUGUGACGUUAGAAGUACCGGCCCUGCCUACUCCCCAGAGAACCCGGAGCCCCGGGGAGACGCUGAAGAGCUGUAGUCUGUAAUUUUUGUGCCUCAUUGGGGAAUAAGAGAGUUGUGAUUCCCCCCCCCAUUUAAAAAUUUUAUUUGUAGGCUCCACCUUGAAUAUAAAUUAUAUAAAAAAGCACAUUUGCAAGUUUUCUGCAGCCUUGUAUCCAGAAUCUGUGAGAGGUUUUGGUCAGUAAAGCUGAGGCAGGGUCUCCACAGAGUGCUAGUGGUUCUCUCUCUUGGCCGGUUCACAGGCACACCGAGGGCUGCAGGCUGGCUCUUCUGGGGAGGGAAGGGUUAGUGAGCAGCAUGUGGACACGUAAGCAGGAUAUAGUCUGGGACUCCCAAGUCUUCAUCCAGAGGUCUGACCUUAGCUGAAAGGACACAACGAGAGAAUGCAGUGAUUUGUAGGUGAAGCCUCUGUCUGCAGUUUUGGAGAGAUGCUCAUUUUAGGUCUACCCUGAAAGAACAGUGUUUCCAUUUCAGAGGACUUGGUCCUUGGAUCAUCUUCUAGCUCAGAUGAGCCAUGCAGCUCCCAGAACUGCCUACCCUGAGCCCCUCCCCUGACCUGGAUGUUCUUCUUCCAGCACCUGUGCGAUGCUGGUUGUGCCCAUGAACAGGCUGUAGUGGAGUUUCCCUUCCCUGGGGAGACAUGCUGAGAGUGAGUGCAGGUGCCACUCCACCCAUUCCGUACGCACACAGCAGACACAGGUCCGGCAUCCCUUCGGGGACGACUGCCUUCAUUCAGGGCCAGCAGCUUGCAUAGCCUGUGUGCCGCCUUGCCUCCUGAUGCCUAGGUGACAGUCUCAGUCCUCUAUCCUUUUGAAAACACAAAACAAAAAUGCUCUCCAUAUAAUUACAGCCACUGUGAUUCUGCUUUUUAAGAAGAAAAGUAUUUUCAUAUUCUGAUGGCAAAUUUGAAAAACCAAGAACUGUUUUCUAUCUCAGUGGGAGGUAGUUGCAUUUCAGAAUGGAGGUUCAGUGAAGACUCAGCUGUCGCCCUAAGGUAGCUCCCAGGCCUUCCUCCCUCGCCUCAGAACGAAACACACUGGACUGCUUCCUCGACCUCGGGCAGCUGUUGGAGGUCCUUGUUGCCGUCACUCUUCCUGUUGGCGUCUCACCUUGUGGAGUGAUGAGAAACUCUGGUGUUGUGUGUUUUAAACUUUAUUUUGAAAAUAUUUUUAAAGAAGAAAUCUACUGGUUAGAUUUUACUGUCUCACAGAAAUGUUUGUAGAGUAUUUGUUCACAGAAAUUCUUUUCUUGGGCUGAUGACUCACUUGCCCCAGAUGUCCGCCUUUCACAAUGUUUCUUCAAUAUAGAUUUUAUUUACCAAUUUACUUAGUGUUUUUAAAAGGUACUGAGCAUUGAGGUAUGUAAAUCAGGUGACAUAAACAUGAAAAAAAUCAUGUGCCUAAAUAUUUUUUUAAUGAUGUCAAAUAAAUACUUUUUCUGGAAAA